Messenger RNA from Bufo bufo (common toad), 2001 nucleotides. RefSeq names its product small ArfGAP 1 (gene SMAP1). Gene Ontology annotation, biological process: regulation of clathrin-dependent endocytosis. The transcript is spliced from 11 exons. NCBI's taxonomy places the organism in Eukaryota, Metazoa, Chordata, Amphibia, Anura, Bufonidae. The record is from RefSeq and is a predicted model, not a curated record. The coding region runs from base 220 to 1638 and encodes 472 amino acids. Gene Ontology annotation, molecular function: metal ion binding; GTPase activator activity.
ACGGGGAUAGCGGCGUCAUAGUGGAAGGUUCCCGGAACUGUGGUGUGUGACAGUGAGCGGAGGCUGCAGUCUUUCCCCUCUUCUCCCCGGUUCAGGUAGCCGUGUACGGGGAGCGCUCGUGCCUGCUCUAUCCCGCGGUGCUCCACUCUGUAUGCCCCGUGACCGCCGCUGUCUGAUCGCCACAGCUGUCAUUGGUGUCCCCAUCCACUGCCCGCAGACAUGACCACCCGCUCCGAGAGGGAGAAGGCCCAGAAGCUGAACGAGCAGCACCAGGCUAUACUGUCCCGGAUGUUGCGGGAGGAGGACAACAAGUACUGCGCUGACUGCGAGGCUAAGGGUCCAAGAUGGGCUUCCUGGAACUUAGGAGUUUUUAUUUGCAUCAGAUGUGCUGGAAUUCAUAGAAACCUCGGUGUUCACAUAUCAAGAGUUAAGUCUGUCAACCUGGAUCAAUGGACCCCAGAACAAAUUCAGUGCAUGCAGGACAUGGGAAACACAAAAGCAAGACUGCUAUAUGAAGCUAAUCUUCCUGAGAACUUUAGAAGACCUCAGACAGACCAAUCAGUGGAAUUCUUCAUCAGGGAUAAAUACGAGAGAAAGAAAUACUAUGACAAGAACGCUGCAGCCACUCUCAGUACGUCCUCUUCUGAUGCUGUGCAGCCUUCGGCAUCCUCUCCUUCUCUGCAAGCAGCUGCCGACAAAAGCAAAUUGGAGAAAGAGAAGGAGAAGAAAAGGGAAGAGAAGAAAAAGGAGAGGGAAUCUGAAAAACCAGUGAAACCUGUUGCUAUGGAGAAGGUUGUGAAAAAAGAACCACAGCUAGAGGUUAAAGCCAGUCCAAAGAAAGCACCAGAGAUGACUGUUGAUCUUUUAGGACUUGAUACUCCAGCUGAAGUCCCAGUGUCAAAUGGCAGUGCAUUUACUGCAAGCACGUUAAAUGAUGACCUGGAUAUAUUUGGUCCAAUGAUCUCCAACCCCCUACCAGCAUCUUCAGCAAACACAACACAGGUAACAACCACAGCGCCAGCCGCUGCCAGCAUACCUCAGUCUUCUGGAGACUUAGAUUUAUUCACUGAGCCAUCUACAAAACCUGAAGAAACUGCUAAAAAGCCUUUAUCAAAAGACUCAAUUUUGUCACUUUAUGGUACAACAAACAUGCAGCAGCCAAACACGACUGGUAUGUUCAUGGGUUCUUCUCCAAUGCAAUACUCCACGCAGCCGACAACCAACUUCCAAGCUUUUCCUCCAAUGGGUGUAGCUGUUCCUGCAACUACUGGCCUGAUGGGUAACCUGAUGGGUCAAGCCAUGCCUGCUAUGGGACAAAAUGCUGGAAUGAUGGUUGGCAUGGGAAUACCAAAUGGAUUUGUAGGAAACACUACCCCUGGAGUUAUGGGACUCCCUCCUAAUAUGAUGGGAACACAAGCGGGAAUGGUCACAAAUAUGGGAACACCUCCAAAUAAAUUUGGCAUGCAGCAGAAUCAGCCAGCCCCUUGGAAUUUUGCACAGAUGAAUCAGCAGAUGAGUGGGAUGAGCCUGAAUGGUGCAAGCAAUGUGAUGGCUUUUGGUCAGCCGGCAAACACAGUUGGAGCAGGAUGGUCUGGAAACGCCGCUGGUCAGACUCUAAGCACACAGCUCUGGAAAUGAGAAAAGCCAGCAAACACACAAUAAAGAGGAUCCUCUCGACAUUCCUUGCUUCAAUGCACACAUGCCCCUUGUUUUAAACAUGUAUAUACUCUUCUUUCCCUUCCCAAUGUCCAUAAAAUGAGCCUAUCUGCUCACCUUUGUCAGUUUGAGUCAAUUGGGUUUGAUAGUUAUGGAGUAGAAGGUACAUUCACAUAUCAGCAGUUUUCCAUAAUCUGUGAUUUUUAACUAAUGUUUCUGAACGAAUGUGUUUUUUGUGCAAUGGUUUUAAAGGAAAUAUAUCAAAGGGUUAUUUAAGGGUACUGGGUAUCAUGUUAGUAAUUGCAAAUUUUCAGUGUCACCUUCAGCCACCUCCUUACUUAUCCU